AUGGUCUUAAAUAGAAAUGCCAAAAACUUCUUUGCAGACGUGGAACAGAUGGCUUUUUGUCCAAGUAAUGUAGUGAGAGGUAUUCUUGGAGCACCAGAUAAAGGUCCCGUGGGUGUCCUAACCACUAGUGCCGGCGCACCUGUAUCUUAUACUGAAGCAACAACCACGUUAAACACUCCAUUGAUUCAUAACAAUUUCUUUAUGGAUAUGAUUUAUAACAUUGAUCGAGAAAGAAUGCCUGAACGUAUAAAUCAUGGAAGGGGCACUGGAGCAUUCGGUUAUUUUCAAGUCACACACGAUAUCUCACACAUUUGUAAAGCUGACUUUCUGAAGAAAGUAGGAAUGAAGACGCCAGUCGUAGUCAGAUUUUCACAGACACUAUCAGAAAGAGGAAAUAUGGACUUAGUUAGAGAUGUUCGAGGAUUUGCAAUAAAACUGUAUACCAAAGAAGGUAACUUUGAUUUACCAUGUAAUAACAUUCCUGUAUAUUUUUAUAAUGAUCCAAAUCUAUUUGUACGGUUUUUACAUGCGUUGAAAAGAAAUCCAGCGACAAAUCUCAUUGAUCCUAAUACGAUAUGGGACUUAAUGACAUUAUCUCCCGAGGCAUUACACAGUUUUUUCAUGAUAUUUUCUGACACCGGUAUACCCGCUGGCUAUCGCUACAUGUCUGGUUUCGCAUUACAUACGUAUCAAGUAGAGAACAAGACUGGAGAUUAUCACUUUGUCCGGUUUCAUAUAACACCAUGCUCUGAAUUUAAAUAUUUUACCACACAAGAAGCUAGAAAGAUUGCUGCUGAGGAUCCUGAUUAUUUGACAAGAGAUUUGUAUCGAUCUAUUGGCAAUGGAGAUUUUCCUUCUUGGAUAGUUAGCUUGCAAAUCUUAACCGAAUCAGACGUUAAAAAGGCUGGGUCUAAAGUGUUUGACGUUACAAGGCUUUUACCUUUAAAAGAAUACCCCUUACACCAAAUUGGGAAAUUAGUUUUAAAUAGAAAUCCUAUAAAUCAAUUCGCAGAUGUUGAACAGUUGGCAUUUUGUCCGGGAAAUUUAGUUCCCGGAAUACUUGGAGGACCAGAUAAGGUGUUUGAAUCACGAGUUUUUUCUUAUAGAGAUACGCAGUUAUAUCGCUUGGGUAAAAAUUUUAAUAAAAUUCCAGUAAAUUGUCCGUCUCAAGUAAGAACAUUUACUUACAAUAGGGAUGGCAGGCCGGACGUUGGUUCAAAUGAGGAAGACAUUCCCAACUACUAUCCUAACUCAUUCCAUGGACCUGUUCCAUACAUGAAUAAGCCACGUGCCGGUUUAAUAAGUAUUGUAGAAAAAAAAGCUGACAAUUUUGAUCAAACAAAUGAAUUUUACGUCAAAAUGGAUUCUGGAGAAAAAUCACGAUUCCUUGAAACUUUAGUGUUCUCGUUACAACCAGUUGCUAAAGUUUUGCAACAAAGAGCACUUGAUAUUUUUAAAGUUAUAAAUCGAGACUUGGCCUAUAGUGUUGCCCAAGGGUUAAAUAUCACAAUGUAUAAAUAA
Molecule: messenger RNA, 1521 nt
Organism: Bicyclus anynana (squinting bush brown)
Lineage: Eukaryota; Metazoa; Arthropoda; Insecta; Lepidoptera; Nymphalidae
Product: peroxisomal catalase 1-like
Exons: 2
Coding region: 1-1521 (506 amino acids)
Biological process (GO): response to hydrogen peroxide; hydrogen peroxide catabolic process
Cellular component (GO): mitochondrion; cytoplasm; peroxisome
Molecular function (GO): heme binding; catalase activity
Source: RefSeq, a predicted model, not a curated record